Messenger RNA from Trichophyton rubrum CBS 118892, 2363 nucleotides. Its product is annotated as homocitrate synthase, mitochondrial. NCBI's taxonomy places the organism in Eukaryota, Fungi, Ascomycota, Eurotiomycetes, Onygenales, Arthrodermataceae. Gene Ontology annotation, cellular component: mitochondrion. The coding region runs from base 1051 to 1956 and encodes 301 amino acids. The transcript has 2 exons. The record is from RefSeq and is a predicted model, not a curated record. Gene Ontology annotation, molecular function: homocitrate synthase activity.
AAGCGCGCAGUUUUACUGGUAGCUGGCAUACGCUAGUAUGGCCAGUACAGAAAAUUCUUUCCUGCGAGUACAUUUUUAUUACACCAUGGGAACCAGGGUUGCUUAUCAGAGCAAGAAUCGAGUCAUCGAUGGAUCUUUUUAUCUUAUUUUCUCGACUUUUUGUCAACCAGACUUUUGACUCUCUUUUUUUUCCCUCCUCUUGCGGUCAUAUUUCGAUCAUUUUAUUUUAUAAAGGAGCUGACCCCUGAUAGAAACAUCGAUUCAAUAUCACCCAGCUCCUCUAUCUUUGUUCUUAGCAUUAGCUUAGAACCCCCACGUCAAGAUGGCCACCGAUACCGGCUCUCGUCCUUGCUGUAGCAGCCACACAAGCGAUGAUAAUAAUACCAAUGGAGUCACAAUUGCACCAAAUGGUAUGAGCAUUUCACAAUUCAGACCGAGAAAAUUGACAGCCAUUUACUGAUAAUUAUUCUCAUUGUAGGCAAUCAUGAAGGCUUCACCGCAGUUCAGACCCGCCAGAACCCUCACCCACACAUCUCAAGAAAUCCGUACGGCCACAAUGCCGGUGUGACAGAUUUCCUCAGCAAUGUCUCGAGAUUCAAGAUCAUUGAGAGUACUCUAAGAGAGGGAGAGCAGUUUGCCAAUGCCUUCUUCGAUACUGAGAAGAAAAUUGAAAUUGCAAAGGCCCUGGACGAUUUUGGUGUAGAUUAUGUGAGUCAUGACUUUCUGGAGUUCACCCAGACAUAGACAUUGUUUAACUGACCAAAGUUGUACGUCAAUAGAUCGAACUCACCUCGCCAUGCGCCUCUGAGCAGUCGAGAAAGGACUGUGAAGCUAUCUGCAAACUUGGAUUGAAGGCAAAGAUCCUCACACAUAUCAGAUGUCAUAUGGACGAUGCCCGGAUAGCGGUAGAUACUGGUGUCGAUGGAGUGUAAGAUAAUUCAUUCCUGGGCGACCACUCUGUCAGUAUCUUGCUGACUCAGGCUAACGCUCAUUAGCGACGUUGUUAUCGGUACUUCUUCCUACCUCCGUGAGCACUCUCACGGCAAGGACAUGACCUAUAUCAAGAACACCGCCAUCGAGGUCAUCAACUUCGUUAAAUCCAAGGGCAUUGAAGUCCGCUUCUCAAGCGAAGACUCCUUCAGAUCAGACCUCGUUGAUCUUCUCUCAAUUUACUCUGCUGUCGAUCAAGUAGGUGUCAACCGUGUUGGUAUCGCCGACACAGUUGGUUGUGCCUCCCCACGCCAGGUGUACGAGCUCGUCCGUGUGCUGCGUGGUGUUGUCAAGUGUGACAUUGAGAUCCACCUGCAUAACGACACAGGAUGUGCGAUUGCCAACGCAUACUGUGCCCUCGAAGGAGGCGCCACGCACAUUGAUACUUCCGUUCUAGGUAUCGGUGAGCGAAAUGGUAUCACCCCGCUUGGUGGUUUGAUGGCCCGUAUGAUCGCCGCGGACCGCGACUAUGUUCUCAGCAAAUACAAGCUGGAGAAGAUCAAGGAUAUCGAAGACCUUGUCGCUGAAGCAGUCCAGGUCAACAUUCCCUUCAACAACCCCAUCACCGGUUUCUGUGCCUUCACCCACAAGGCUGGCAUCCACGCCAAGGCCAUUCUUAACAACCCCAGCACCUAUGAGAUUAUCAACCCGGCCGACUUUGGCAUGACACGUUAUGUGCACUUUGCCUCUCGCCUCACAGGCUGGAACGCCAUCAAAUCUCGAGCUCAGCAGCUCAACCUUGACAUGACUGAUGCACAGUACAAGGAGUGUACAGCCAAGAUCAAGGCUCUUGCCGACAUCCGGCCCAUUGCCGUCGACGAUGCAGACAGCAUCAUCCGUGCAUACCACAGAAAUAUCAAACUUGGUGAGAACAAGCCGCUUCUAGAGUUGACUGAAGAACAGACGGCAGAGUUUGCUGCGAAGGAAAAGGAGCUUGCAGAAAACGGCGUUGAAGUUUCGGCAUGAUCGAUAGUCGAAAUGCAGUCGGUUUGGAAAACGGUCGCGCCAUUCUUCUCGGCCACGCCUGCAUGGUAAUCUCGUUGGUACGUAACUACCUCCAGGGCGAGCGAGCUGGGGAGAAUCAAGACCAAAAAAGAAGGUCAUGGAUAUGGUAUCAAUUGAGCAAUUGGUGUCCUUGGGCGUGCAUAGGAAAAAUUAAGAGAACAGGCACCGCGGCAGCCUUGGGAGAGAACGAGAGGAAAAUGAGGGACAAAGGUGCGGAAAUACGAGAUUUCGGCCUGUAUCCCUCCUCCGCGCAUACCCUAGUCCUCCAAGUGUUUUUUUCUUUCUUUCUUUUUCUAUCUUUUUUGUAAUUAUCACUUUAUUUGUCUCGCCUUUGGUCCGGCCAUAAAAAAUAUCAUCUUUUCCCAUCA